AUGGAUAAUCUUCCUGUUGAAGUGAUUGGUAUCAUAUUAUCCCGUGUUGGGUCUGCUAGGGAUGUUGUGAUUGCAUCCCUAACUUGCAAAAAAUGGACUGAAGCUUGGCACAAUCACCUCCACACUCUUUCAUUCAAUACAUCUGAUUGGCCUCUAUAUAGUGAAGUUUGCUCUAGUCACUUGGAAAUGGUCAUCACCUGUACACUUUUUCAAACUAAAGGCUUGCAGCGUUUAACUAUUUUAAUGGAUGAUGAGCAUGAGUUUAUUGUUACUCCUGUCAUUGCUUGGCUUAUGUAUACGAGGGAUUCGUUGCGCGAGCUGUGUUAUAAUGUGAGAACAUCUGCUAAUUUCAAUUUCAAUAUAAUCGAGAAAUGUAGCACGCAGAGAUUGGAGGUUUUGUCGUUGGCUCGUAAUCCUAUCCCGAGGGUUGAACGGUAUCAUAAGUUUCCUUGUUUGAUGUCGUUGUCGUUGAGUUUUGUUAGUAUAUCGGCGUUGGAUUUGAGUCUUCUGGUUUCUGCUUGUCCGAUGCUUGAAACUUUUUCUAUAGUUGAGCUGGUAAUCACUAUGUCAGAUUCAGAGGCUUCCUUAGAGAUUAGUAGCUCUUCUUUGAAGAGUAUUUUUGUUGACUCAUUUGGUUUCGAUAAAUUUAUACUGGAGGCGGGUUCGCUCGAGAAACUGCAUCUUAAAGAUUGUACCUUUGAUACUUUUGUAUUGGUUGGGAAGGGAAAAUUGAAAGUCUUGAAGAUUGAUGAUGUGAGUGUGAUCGAUCUUGACAUUGGGGAUAGUACCGAGAAUCUCGAGGUUGUAGAUGUGUGUGACUUCACAAUUAUGUGGCCAAAAUUCUAUCAGAUGAUCGCGAGGGCAUCGAGGUUAAAUAGUCUCAGGCUGUGGGAUGUGAUUUUCGCCGACGAGGAUGAGGUUGUUGAUAUAGAGAACAUUUCUGUUUGCUUUCCUAGACUGACUCAACUUUCCUUGAGCUAUGAUUUGAAAGAUGGAGUGCUUCAUUAUGGCUUGCAGGGUUUGUCUUUUCUGAUGAAUGUGACUGUGUUGGAACUUGGAUGGACUACAAUCAGCGAUCUUUUCUCAGUUUGGGUGGCUGGACUAUUGGAAGGAUGUCCCAAUCUAGAAAAGUUGGUUAUUUAUGGUUAUGUUACUGAGGUUAAAACAAUUGAAGAGUGUCAAACUUUUGCUAGAUUUUCUGAAUUCAUGCUUCAACUAGGAAAGAAAUAUAGUCAUGUAAAGUUUGAGUUUGAAUAUGAGUAG
Lathyrus sativus (Indian pea) is the source of this 1263-nucleotide messenger RNA. NCBI's taxonomy places the organism in Eukaryota, Viridiplantae, Streptophyta, Magnoliopsida, Fabales, Fabaceae. The record is from the annotation of a GenBank genome assembly.